Fimicolochytrium jonesii is the source of this 1098-nucleotide messenger RNA. RefSeq names its product P-loop containing nucleoside triphosphate hydrolase protein. Bases 1 to 1098 code for a protein of 365 amino acids. The transcript is spliced from 6 exons. Lineage: Eukaryota; Fungi; Chytridiomycota; Chytridiomycetes; Spizellomycetales; Powellomycetaceae. Gene Ontology annotation, biological process: cytoplasmic translation. The record is from RefSeq and is a predicted model, not a curated record. Gene Ontology annotation, molecular function: GTPase activity; GTP binding. Gene Ontology annotation, cellular component: cytoplasm.
AUGGGAAUCACGGAGAAGAUCGCGGAUAUCGAGAAGGAGAUCGCUCGGACGCAGAAGAACAAAGCGACCGAGUACCAUCUUGGCCUGCUGAAAGCGAAAUUGGCACGAUAUCGUGUUAUGCUAUUGGAGCCCACUGGGAAAGCCGGACCAAAAGGAGUCGGAUUUGACGUCGUCAGGAGCGGAGAUGCGCGUGUGGCGAUGAUAGGUUUCCCUUCCGUGGGCAAAUCGACGCUACUUUCGAAGACGACGGAAACCAAAUCAGAAGCAGCAAACUACGAGUUUACAACGCUCACCUGUAUUCCGGGGAAGAUCAACUAUAAUGGGGCGCAGAUCCAGUUACUGGAUCUCCCAGGAAUCAUCGAAGGUGCCUCACAGGGCAAAGGACGGGGUCGGCAAGUCAUUGCAGUGGCAAAGACGGCAGAUUUGAUCCUUAUGAUGCUCGAUGCGACAAAGCCGUUGCGGCAGCGAGAACUCCUGGAGGCAGAACUGGAAGCCGUAGGAAUCCGCGUCAAUACUCACAAGCCGAAUAUCUACUUCAAAGUCAAGAAGGGAGGAGGCAUUUCCUUCAAUGCCACCUGCAAGCUGACGCAUCUGAACGAAAGGAUGGUUUACCAGAUUUUGCACGAUUACAAGAUACACAACGCGGAAGUACUCGUCCGCGAAGAUGCGACGGUGGAUCAAUUCAUCGACGUGAUUUUGGGAAACCGGAAAUACAUCAACUGCCUGUACUGCUACAACAAAAUCGAUGCCAUCUCGAUCGAAGAGAUGAACAGGCUCGCGAGGGAACCACACACCGUGGUUGCGUCUUGCGAAUCCGAUCUGAAUCUGGAUUAUCUGGUAGAUCAGAUGUGGCAUCAUCUGGGACUCAUGAGGGUGUAUACGAAGAAAAGGGGCGAGUUCCCCGACUUCGGCGGGGGUCUGAUUUUGAAGCGGGCAUCGACGGUUGAGGGCGUGUGUAGAGCUCUGCACAAGACGUUGGUGGACGAAUUCAAUUACGCUCUGGUCUGGGGCACAUCCACGAAACACAGCCCACAAAGAGUUGGUUUACAUCACGUUCUGGAAGAUGAAGACGUUGUACAGGUCGUCAAAAAGAAGUGA